Anisakis simplex (herring worm) is the source of this 2823-nucleotide messenger RNA. The record is from the annotation of a GenBank genome assembly. Lineage: Eukaryota; Metazoa; Nematoda; Chromadorea; Rhabditida; Anisakidae.
AUGUACUGCAUCUUAUCGGAUCUUGUCUCGUUGGAAAAUGUGAUUAAUUUUGAAAGGUAUGAGAAAGCAUGUCAAGUGGAGGAAGGUUGUAAAUGUGUGCAGCGAGUAACUGUCACAAAAUGCUGUUGUGUUGGUGCCUCAGUUGUUGGAAUACCUCAAAAUCUUAGUCAAGAUGUUCGCACACUAUUACUUUAUGGAAUUGCUAUCGAACAAAUCAAAGAGGAGGAUUUUCAUCGGUAUCCUUCGCUGGAGGAACUAGUGAUCGAAAGUUCUGAUUCGUUGACGCUCAUUGAUGCGAAUGCAUUUGCAAAUCUACAUAACCUCGGAAAGUUAUCAGUGAGUGGGUGCCGAAAUUUAAAAGAGAUUACGGGAACAUUGCUCAAGAACAAUACCAAAAUUUUAUCACUGUAUGUUUGGAUAGCAAGUGUUUGUAAUUCAAUAGACGAGUGCAGAUUUGCACUGAUGGCUAUUUUAAGACGUAUUAACAUAUUUACGUUUGAUAACUUCUUUGAUGAUAACGAUUUCAGCUUGCCACGGCUGAAAAUUAUGACUACUUGGAAUACAGUAAUCGCUUCUCUUAGUUCAAUAAUAAAUUAUUGCAGUAUAGUGGAGGAGAAUGGUCUUGUUCGAAUGCCACGGUUACGUAUGACUGAAAGGCAUCGUUUUGCGAUGGAGAUCAUCGAUUUUUCCCAUAAUGAAAUCGAGUACUUGGGUGAUGGUCAGAUCCGUUCGGUGCACUCAAACGAGUUACAUUUGAGCCACAAUAAAUUCCGCGAAAUCGGUGGUCACGCUUUCUUCGACUGUAAAUUCUCUUACAUAUAUUUAAACGACAAUGAAGAACUGAAACGCAUGUCGAUCAACACAUUCGCUGGAGCGUCACUCAUCCAAAAUCUUGAUUUAUCUCGAACGGCGAUCAGUGAGCUGCCCACAGUCGGUUUAUCGCAAUUGGAAAGAAUUACGCUCGAGGAUACUGAUAAUUUGAAGAAGUUACCAACAAUUCUGGCGUUCGCAUCGUUGAAAAAAGCCAAAUUCACUUAUCCAUAUCACUGUUGCCUCUUUAAGCAUGCUUCGAAAGAGAUCAAUCUUGCCGGCAAAGAAUUUACACAGAAUUUCGAGGAGAUCAAAUCGCGUGAAUGUAGCAAUAAAGCCGAAGAGUUGGCACGACUAAAUGCCAAAACAAAGGAUUUACGCAGUUUUCGAAGACUUUAUCGUCGCUAUCACCGACGGAAACGUGCCAUGGAGACGACCGAAGCUGCAGAUAAACCGCUGGAUUUGGCCGAUUUGUUUAUGUGGUUCGAUUCAGUGAACAGCGGUGAUGUUCUCAUCGAGGUCGGUGACGAUUCACCAGAGUUGGAUCCAGUAUUUAACGAUGAACAAGUUGGUCAGUUGACCAAUUUCAACUGUACCUCAACGGCGGUCACUGAUUUCUUUGCUUCAAUUCAAUGCUCACCAAUGCCAAAUGCACUUAAUCCGUGCGAAAAUGUUGUCGGCUUUCAAUUCCUGCGAUGGGCCAUCUGGUUUGUGUGGAUAUCUGCUAUAGUCGGUAAUAUUGGUGUUUGGAUCGUACUAGCAACUGUGCAUCAGAAACGUAUGCGUGUGCAUUACUUCUUCAUGGCUAACCUGUCUACGGCCGAUUUACUUACUGGUGUUCAUUUGGGCAUGCUGGCCAUUCAAGAUGUCCGUACCUCUGAUGAAUACUACAAUUAUGCGGUGAAUUGGCAGACCGGCGUCGGCUGUCAAAUCGCUGGCUUCUUAUCCGUAUUUGCGUCUGAAAUUUCCAUUCUUUCCAUGUUCUUCAUCGCCUUCGAAAUGUGGUAUAAUACAAGAAAUGCAAUCUAUGGUCGUCGACUGCGAGAACGGACAGCCUUACUGCUGAUGGUAUGUGCUUAUGUGUUUGCUUUCACGAUGGCCUUACUGCCUACUGUAGGUGUAUCGACUUAUACAAGUACAAGCGUGUGCCUUCCACUUUCCAUCGAGAACAUCUUCGACCGGAUGUAUUUACUGUUUGGGCUAUUGACCAAUUUAGCAGCAUUUAUUGGUAUGACAGUGUGCUAUGUGCUGAUCGUUAAAAUGCUUCGUAAUCCGGAUCAACCGUCCAGGCCGGAAGAUAAACAAAUCAUUGCAAAGAUGGCUGUUUUGAUUGCCACCGAUAUGCUUUGCUGGUUUCCGACACUUUUCUUCGGCAUCACAGCGACUCUAAAUAAACCGCUGAUCAGUAUAAGUGUAGCGAAAAUAUUUUUGGUUUUAUUCUAUCCGAUAAAUGCGUUCGCGAAUCCUUUUCUGUACGUAUUCUUCACGAAAGUGGUUCAAAAGAACGUGCGUCCAAGAGCGAUGUCAUUCUUGAAGCGUAUCUCACUGACAAACCUCACUAAUGAUCGUACUAUCACGUCGCUGAGUAAUUUUUAUCACUCACAACCACCAAAUCAUUGUAAAAUCGAUGAAAUUCGCCAUCUUUUCCAGACAACCCAAGUGACUGAUCUGGUUUCAACUCCACGUGGUUCGAACGCAUCAAGUAAUUGUCUGAAAGGUGGCACAUCAUCGAACGAAAUUUCCAGGCGAUCCACACCACGAGUCUCAUUCCAAGACGAUGUCAGCAAGUACGUAUGUGCAAAUCCACCGAAGCAUAAGGUGAUAUCCGGUCUGAAGUCACGCGUAUCGGCACCACCCGAGAUGAGCGACAUAUCCGAGCAUUCGAUAUCCGAGGAACAACACGAAAAACUUCUGAAGUCGUCGUCAACGAACGCCAUUAAUAAACCGGUGGGCAAACCAAUAGUGCAUGAGCAUCGUCAUCAUAAAUUCAGUGUGAUACGUGUCUAUGACUGA